UUUCAGAAAUAUCGACAGUAUAUGGCAGGACUUCUGGCUCCUCCUUAUGGUGUUAUGGAAACAGGCUCCAACAAUGACAGGAUUCCUGACAAGGAGAAUACACCUCUCAUUGAACCUCACGUUCCUCUUCGUCCUGCUAACACCAUUACCAAGGUCCCUUCAGAGAAGAUCCUCAGGGCUGGAAAAAUUUUACGAAAUGUCAUCCUCUCUCGAGCACCUCACAUGAUUAGAGACAGAAAAUACCACCUGAAGACAUAUAGACAAUGCUGUGUGGGAACUGAAUUGGUGGACUGGAUGAUGCAGCAGACUCAGUGUGUUCACUCCCGGACCCAAGCUGUUGGCAUGUGGCAAGUCCUGUUAGAAGAUGGUGUUCUCAACCAUGUGGACCAGGAGCACCAUUUCCAAGACAAAUAUUUAUUUUAUCGAUUCCUGGAUGACGAGCACGAGGAUGCCCCUUUGCCUACUGAGGAGGAGAAGAAGGAGUGUGAUGAGGAACUCCAGGACACCAUGCUGCUGCUGUCGCAGAUGGGCCCCGACGCCCACAUGAGGAUGAUCCUCCGCAAACCACCUGGCCAAAGGACGGUGGAUGACCUAGAGAUUAUCUAUGAAGAGCUCCUACACAUUAAAGCCUUGUCCCAUCUUUCUACCACAGUGAAACGGGAGUUAGCAGGUGUUCUCAUUUUCGAGUCCCAUGCCAAAGGAGGAACUGUGUUGUUUAACCAGGGAGAAGAAGGUACCUCCUGGUACAUUAUUCUAAAAGGAUCAGUGAAUGUAGUCAUUUAUGGCAAGGGUGUGGUCUGCACCCUGCACGAGGGAGAUGACUUUGGCAAAUUAGCACUAGUCAACGAUGCCCCUCGAGCUGCCUCUAUCGUCUUGCGAGAAGAUAAUUGUCAUUUCUUAAGAGUAGACAAGGAGGAUUUCAACCGGAUCCUGAGGGACGUGGAGGCGAAUACAGUCAGACUUAAAGAACAUGACCAAGACGUCUUGGUGCUGGAGAAGGUCCCAGCAGGGAACAGAGCUUCUAAUCAAGGAAACUCACAGUCUCAGCAAAAGUACACUGUGAUGUCAGGAACACCUGAAAAAAUUUUAGAACAUUUUUUAGAAACAAUACGCCUUGAGCCAGCUUUAAAUGAAGCAACAGAUUCUGUUUUAAAUGAUUUUGUUAUGAUGCACUGUGUUUUUAUGCCAAAUACCCAGCUUUGUCCAGCCCUAGUGGCCCAUUACCACGCACAGCCUUCCCAAGGUACGGAACAGGAGAAGAUGGACUAUACCCUCAACAACAAGAAGCGAGUCAUCCGCCUGGUUCUACAGUGGGCUGCCACAUAUGGAGACCUCCUACAAGAGGAUGACGUGGCAAUGGCUUUCCUGGAGGAGUUUUAUGUGUCUGUAUCAGAUGAUGCCCGGAUGAUUGCUGCCCUCAAGGAGCAACUGCCGGACUUGGAGAAGAUUGUCAAGCAAAUUUUAGAAGAGGCAAAAGCUCCACAAAAGAAGCACAAGGUUCUUUUACAACAAUUCAACACAGGAGAUGAGAGAGCCCAGAAACGCCAGCCUAUUCGGGGCUCUGAUGAAGUCCUAUUUAAGGUGUAUUGCAUGGACCACACCUACACAACCAUCCGGGUGCCAGUGGCAGCCUCAGUGAAGGAAGUCAUCAGUGCAGUUGCCGACAAACUGGGCUCUGGAGAAGGCCUGAUCAUAGUCAAGAUGAGUUCCGGCGGAGAGAAGGUGCUGCUCAAACCUAAUGAUGUUUCAGUAUUUACGACACUCACCAUUAACGGACGCCUGUUUGCUUGCCCGCGAGAGCAAUUCGAUUCACUGACUCCCUUGCCAGAACAAGAAGGGCCAACUGUUGGAACAGUGGGAACUUUUGAACUGAUGAGCUCCAAAGAUUUAGCAUACCAGAUGACGAUUUAUGACUGGGAACUCUUCAACUGUGUGCAUGAGCUGGAGCUAAUCUACCACACAUUUGGAAGGCAUAAUUUUAAAAAGACCACAGCAAACUUGGAUUUGUUCCUGAGGAGAUUUAAUGAAAUUCAGUUUUGGGUUGUCACUGAGAUUUGCCUUUGUUCCCAGCUCAGCAAGCGUGUUCAGCUCUUAAAAAAAUUUAUUAAGAUAGCAGCCCACUGUAAAGAGUACAAAAACCUGAAUUCCUUUUUUGCCAUCGUCAUGGGACUAAGUAACGUUGCUGUGAGCCGCCUGGCACUAACGUGGGAGAAACUGCCAAGCAAGUUCAAGAAGUUCUAUGCAGAGUUUGAAAGUUUAAUGGAUCCUUCAAGAAACCACAGAGCGUACAGGUUGACAGUAGCUAAACUGGAGCCUCCUCUCAUCCCCUUCAUGCCUUUGCUCAUUAAAGAUAUGACAUUUACUCAUGAGGGGAACAAGACGUUCACUGACAAUCUAGUAAACUUUGAAAAAAUGCGCAUGAUUGCAAAUACUGCCAGAACAGUGAGAUACUGCAGAAGCCAACCCUUCAAUCCUGAUGCAGCUCAAGCUAAUAAGAACCAUCAGGAUGUCCGGAGUUAUGUACGGCAAUUAAAUGUGAUUGACAACCAGAGAACUUUAUCACAGAUGUCACAUAGAUUAGAGCCUCGUCGGCCAUAGACAUUUAAAGUGCCCAGAACAAUGGUUUGUCUCCAGUUCACAAUCUGUUAAAAAUGCCAUUUAUGCCACUACUGACUGUAUUGCCACUAGAGAAUUCCACAAAACAAGCAAAAACACACCCUGAGACAUCUCAGGGCUGCAUCCUGCUUCCAGCUACAUGACGAGAGAAGGAAUUAUUUGACUUGCAUAAAGCUUGCACACUCUAGCUUAGUAAUCCCCAGUUUGUAGUCACCCUAUUUCAUUUCUAAUUGUGCCAUCUUCUUUGCUGAAACAUAAAAAAUAAGGCCCACAGGAAGAGUUUGGUAGUAAUACCACUGUCAAGAGAAGAAUCAACCCCUGACAUUUUUUUCUAAGAAUGUUUACAGGAUAAAAUGUGUGACAAAUGGAAUUGAUUUGGAUACAUCAGUGGUAAUAUAGUUCCACAAUUUUUGAUUCAAGAUUUGGAGUGUGGGGUUUUUAAAGGUGUUGAGGAAUUCGUAUAGAUCCAAAUUAUUGGUUGUAUUUGUCCAUCUUCAUAGUCUUACCUUGAAAGAAAUAGAACCUGACCACAUUACUUAUACAAUAUUAUGGCUUUUUAUGUAACUUAGGAAGGACUGGUCUGUAAUUUCUGAAUGAUAGAGUAAUAUUUAUGUUUACAAUGUAACUUUUUAAUAUUUACAAAUCAGGAUUACAUACGUAAGAAUUCCAAUAAGAAACUCCAAGGUUCUUAAAAUUGCCAGCGUUAAGAUGGAAACUAACAUUUCAGAAGAGCACAAUAUGCACAAAACAUUUUUUUCAAAAUUAAAAUAUUUUCCUGGGCAUUAAAAAUCUUUACUAUUGGCUACAAAUUAUUGUUACUGACGAAAAAAAAAAUAUUUUCUGGACUUCAAUGUUAUUAUAAAUAUCUUAAUUUUCAGCAAUUGUUUUGCACUUUCAAAUAGACU
Loxodonta africana (African savanna elephant) is the source of this 3521-nucleotide messenger RNA. It is a transcript of the gene RAPGEF4, whose product is annotated as Rap guanine nucleotide exchange factor 4. Lineage: Eukaryota; Metazoa; Chordata; Mammalia; Proboscidea; Elephantidae. The record is from RefSeq and is a predicted model, not a curated record. Gene Ontology annotation, cellular component: plasma membrane. Gene Ontology annotation, biological process: positive regulation of GTPase activity; Ras protein signal transduction. The transcript is spliced from 27 exons. The coding region runs from base 22 to 2598 and encodes 858 amino acids. Gene Ontology annotation, molecular function: guanyl-nucleotide exchange factor activity.